This is a messenger RNA of Eremothecium sinecaudum, 1803 nucleotides long. It is a transcript of the gene AFT1, whose product is annotated as DNA-binding transcription factor AFT1. The coding region runs from base 1 to 1803 and encodes 600 amino acids. The record is from RefSeq and is a predicted model, not a curated record. The transcript has a single exon. Lineage: Eukaryota; Fungi; Ascomycota; Saccharomycetes; Saccharomycetales; Saccharomycetaceae. Gene Ontology annotation, molecular function: DNA-binding transcription factor activity, RNA polymerase II-specific.
AUGGAGUAUUCUCCGCCCGAUAACUGGGACCUUCUUUCGCUUCUUGGGUCAGUUAUAGAGUCUCCUUCGAUAUCGUCGAUGUCGGAGAUAACAGAAAAUAAUAAUGAUAGUAUGACUGGCGUGUAUGCGGAUGGUGUUUUACAGGAUGCAUGUAAUGUGGAUCAGAAUAUUAAUUAUAUGGAGGCGAGUUAUAAUAAUGUGUUGAGUGAUCAGGCGAUCCAGUCGAUCAAGCAGCAGCAAAACCAGAAUAAGUUAAUCCACUUGGAUCCUAUCCCUGACUUCAAAGAGAAGGAUGAGAUCAAGCCUUGGCUUCAGAAGAUAUUUUACCCCCAAGGUAUUGAGAUUGUGAUAGAGCGUUCGGAUAAAAUCAAGGUUGUUUUCAAAUGCAAAGCUUCUAAGAGGAGUAAGGGUACUGACUCCUCGAGCCAUGCUGGAGCGUCAGCUUCUUCGACGGCACAGAUGUCUCCUGCGGCGCAGGAAGAACAUCAGGAUUCGUCUGAAAAUGCGAUUCAACGUCGGAAGAAGAAAAGAGCAGUGUCUCCAUUCAAUACAUGUCCAUUCCGUGUACGAGCUGCUUAUUCUUUAAAGCGCAAGAAAUGGAGUAUUGUCGUUGUAAAUAAUGGUCAUUCUCAUGUUUUAAAGUUUAAUCCAGAUUCGGACGAAUAUAAGAGGUUUAAAAACAAACUUCGUGAGGAUAAGGAUUGGGAUGCGAUCAAGAAGUUUGACGAGUUGGAGUAUAGGAGUAAGUUCAACUUACCUACUGAACCGACGCCGAUUCCCUGUGAUUGUGGUAUGACACAAGAAAUCGAAUCGUUUAGCGUAGUGUUGCCCAACAAUAACAUAUUAAGCGCACCCACUUCGAUAGAUGUUGAUAGGAAGAUUGCGUCGAUGAUACAUAGACGUAUGGGUCGAAAGGUAACGCAAAGGCGGUCAGGCCUGCAUUGUGGUAUUAUCAAGUCGAAACUGAACAAAGAAACUCAAUUAACGGAAAGUAAUACGGAUACGGAUAUAGAUAUAAAGGGUAGCUCUCGAUCAGCUAAUUCAUUGAAGGAAGCGGGAUCACAGGAAUUUUCGAUGGCAGAUUAUUUGUUCCAAGAUUCCACUGAAAUUGAUUUUACAGAGGUAUUUUUAAAGCCCCUGUCUCAACUGAAGCAACAGCAGUCUGUACCUACUAAGGACAGUCAGGAGAACGCCUUCUCGGAUAAUGAUAUGAUGACCCACGAUAUGAGCCGAUCCAGUAAUCAAAUGGAAGGUAGUUCCAGUCCUAAGUCAGUUUACCUUGGAGGUAGUGAAAAUUGGAAUAUGCUUGAGAAAAUAUUGCAUGAAAAACCUAGCUCUGCUAUAUCCUCUUCUUCUGUAGUACCGCAGCAUACUAAGCCUCAUAAUCAAGCAAUGUCACGUACAUCCGCCGACAGCAUGCAAGUUGAUUCAUCUGCCCUUCUUUUUGAUCUUUCUGAUAUCUCGACACCAACUACAGGAGCGUCAACAAUGGACCCAACCUAUUCGCUAGCGACUACUGGAGAUAGUUCUUCUGCAAAGUUUAUCAGACCUGUUGGAGCUUUUAGUUUGAAUAGUCAGUGUCCCGCAGCAGCCUCGGCUUCGGGUACAAAGGCUAGCUUCAACACACUUUCUCAAGAUCCUUUAACUGGAUAUAUGGGACGUGAUUUCAAUUCUACUGUUACAAAAUCUGAUGUUUUCGAAAAAGUAGAUGAGAGUAAGCAUACGUCGACGGAAACGCUUGAGAAUGAAUCUCACUCUAACCCAGAUGGAUACAUCUGGGAUGAUAAGGUUGAUUUUGUGUAG